Microsporum canis CBS 113480 is the source of this 1035-nucleotide messenger RNA. RefSeq lists its product as hypothetical. Bases 1 to 1035 code for a protein of 344 amino acids. Lineage: Eukaryota; Fungi; Ascomycota; Eurotiomycetes; Onygenales; Arthrodermataceae. The record is from RefSeq and is a predicted model, not a curated record. The transcript is spliced from 4 exons.
AUGGUUCUCGCAGGCAUGCGAUGGGAAUCUCGAGGGGCUGGCUGGCUAGCGGAUGAUGGAAACCCAUCCGUUAAUGCUACUGUGGGAGUCACGGGAAAGUUCGGAGUGUUUGGUUCCUGGACGGAUGUUGAGGCUCUCAAGUUUGGACUAGAGCGGUUUCCUGCACUGAGGAAGGUGACCAUCAUCCCAACAGCGCAUGAGAAGCUGUUUCUUCCUCUAUACCGGACGCCUAAUAUACGGAGCUUGCCGUAUACAUUCAACUAUCCCAUGCCACGAGCAUGGGUGUCCUCGGAGGAGAAGAUAUUCCCUGUCAACGCUAUACCAUGGAACGAGGAGACCGACGAGUCUCUCAAAGACCAAUGGCGAGGAUUCCGAGUUGUUACGAGAGCUCUUGCUAAACAAGCUGGCAAACUUGGUGUUUCAGAGCUGAUCAUUGAUCCAUGCAGCCACAAGAUGGGAAUCAACUACCGUAUUUUCAACGGUCCCUGUCGAGAACUGUCCAACUUCACCACGAUGCUGGAACAGCCCGGCUUCAAAUGUCUUGAUCUCGCUCUGUUCGUGGGCGGGAAGGAUGACUCCGUCUGGACACCGUUCAACGACAGCCAUUACCACUCUGCCUUGUCCAAGUGCGCUGAUCUAGAGCACUUCUUGUUCCAUACGGAUAGAGGCAUCUAUGCAACUGAGGACCUGUCCAUGGAGCAUUUCACUUCCCUCCUGUCUCUUUUCCCGUGUACAAGUGGUCAAAAUUACGACACUUUGCCCUCUCGAGCUUCCACGUGGUACACGACUCUUCGCACCGUCGAACUGAGCCAGUUACUCUUCAUCAAGAACGGGGAGAACUAUAACACCCUGCUGACCGGUAUGCGUGAUACGCUUGACUGGAAGGAUAGAGCCGUCGAGAACUGGCCACAGGUCAGGAAGCCUUCCGCCAUGCUGAAUGCAUAUAUGGAGCAGGCCGUAAGCAACUAUCUCUAUGGUGAUGGAGAGAAUCCGAUGCAAGUUGGACCCUGCAGGGAGAUGUAUUUCUCUGGGUAG